UCAAUUAUUUCCAUCUCUCCCCCCCAAACAUUAACACUCCCCUCCCUCUCUUAUUUCUCCUUCCACCAUGGCUCUAGAAACUUGGCUCAUCAAAGUAAAGAAGACCAUAGCGCGUGCCACGGCGCCCCACCAUCACGCCGCGAAGCCGAGCGUGAUGGUCAAGAAAUCCGCGCAGGUCGGCGUUUUGGCCUUCGAGAUCUCCGGCCUCAUGGCCAAGCUCCUCCACUUGUGGCAGUCCUUGUCGGACAAGAACGUGACGCGCCUCCGCGGCGAGUGUUUGGCAUUGGAGGGCGUCCGGAAGAUCGUGUCCAACGACGACGUUUUCCUCCUCGGCCUGGCCUGCGCGGAAUUGGUGGAGAAUCUCCGGGUGGUGGCGAAAUCCGUGACGAGAAUUAGCCGGAAAUGCGACGACCCGAAGCUCCGGUCCUUGGACCGGAGCUUGAACGAGUUUGCGAACUCCGGGAAGGACCCGCACGGGAUGGUUUUGGGUUGGAAAGAAAUGGAGGCAAAGAUUAAGAAGAUGGACCGCUACGUGAGCUCAACAGCUCUGCUUCAUAAGCAAAUGGACGAGCUUUCCGGCCUGGAAAAGAAGGCCGCGCAGGCCGAGGGCCUGGAGAGCUCGGCCAGAGAAAAACGGCUCGGCGAUCUCCACCAAAAGAUCCAAUGGCAGAAACAACAAAUCAAAUACCUCAAAGAGAAAUCCCUCUGGUCUAGAACCUUCGACACCGUCACAUUAUUACUCGCCCGGUCCAUUUUCACUAUAUUAGCGAGAACCAAGAUUGUUUUUGGAAUCAAUAAUUCCACCCUCCCCUACCCAUCCACGCUCCCCCGGAGCCUCUCCGCCUCCGCCACGGUCCACCCGUCGGAAAAUCCGCCGCCGCCGUUCGUCUCCGGGCCGCUACUCCAAGAACCGCCGAAUAAAUUCUUCCGGUCGAAUUCCGACAUGCUAAAACCCCCGGCCACCACGCUCGGCGCGGCGGCGCUGGCUCUACACUACGCCAAUCUUAUAAUCGUGAUGGAAAAGAUGAUCCGAUCGCCCCAGCUCGUCGGAGUCGACGCCCGGGACGAUUUAUACUCAAUGUUACCCAACAGUAUCCGGUCGGCGCUCCGGGCGAGGCUAAAAGGGGUGGGAUUCUCCGCCACCGAUCCGGCGCUGGCCGGCGAGUGGCGAGACGCGCUGCAGAAGAUAUUGGGAUGGCUUUCGCCAUUGGCUCACAACAUGAUCAAAUGGCAGAGCGAGAGGAGCUUCGAGCACCAAAACCUCUUGCCCAAAACCAACGUUCUCUUGCUCCAAACCUUAUUUUUUGCUAAUCAGGAGAAGACCGAAGCCGCCAUUACCGAGCUUCUCGUCGGCCUCAAUUACAUCUGGAGAUUUGAAAGGGAGAUGAAUGCUAAAGCCCUAUUCGAAUGCACAAACUUCAACACCUUCUUGAAUUUGCAAGAAUUCAAAUAAUACCUGUCUGCACCACUAAUCUUUAGUAGGCAGUAUUUGAAAGAACAGAACAGGUCAAGAUUAGAAAUUUAGCAACGACAGUGUGAUGAUUAUAUCCAAAAUGGACCGAUCCAGCCAUUGAAUUACUAUGAUUUACUUCAUCCCACCUGCUCUGUCGGACCGAGACAAGCCAGGGAAGAAAAUUUGAAGUAAUAAUUCCCUGUUUAUUCUUCAUCUGUCAAAAUUUUCUUGGGCUUUUUUUUUUUUCUCUUAAUUUAAUUUUUAUUUUUGGUAUAUCAUUCCAAUUAAGAAUCUAGAGAUUAAGAAUCCUCUUCCAGAUCUAAAGAGGGUUUUGUUUUGGCUCUAACCCUGCCGUGCCGGUAUAAAUGUAUAUUGUAAUGUAUCUUUGGCCAUAUAAUAUAUGUGAAUGUAUAAUA
Molecule: messenger RNA, 1869 nt
Organism: Ipomoea triloba (trilobed morning glory)
Lineage: Eukaryota; Viridiplantae; Streptophyta; Magnoliopsida; Solanales; Convolvulaceae
Exons: 1
Coding region: 68-1453 (461 amino acids)
Biological process (GO): positive regulation of growth
Source: RefSeq, a predicted model, not a curated record